AUGUUGUCCAACCAAGGUUUUGGUGACUUUGAUAGACAUCAGCAUAGAAGUCCUAGUCCUAUGGCGUCUUCAAUGUCUAAUGUCUCUGCGACAGGAAUUGGUACAUGGAAUAAUCUUCAGCAGGAGAUGCACAAUAAUAUGACUCUAUGUGCGAGGUGUUUUGUUCGCGGAAGCUAUAAAGUUGGGACGAGUAAUACUGAUUUCAAGAGAGUGGAGAUAAGUGAGGAGACUAAGCCUGAUUGGACUGAGAAGGAAACUCUGAAACUUCUUGAAUGUAUUACGAAUUUCAGUGAUGAUUGGAAGAGGGUUUCUCAUCAUGUUAUUGGAAAGACUGAUAAGGAAUGUGUUGCUCGUUUUCUCAAGCUUACUUUUUGGGAUCAGUUCAUGCAUUCUCAACGCUUCGAGUCUGCUCAUCUCGCUGAUGAUAGUUGUUCUGAUCUGUUGAAGCCUUCCGUUAAUGCUGGAUGUGAAUCAGAAACUGCUGGCUUGGGUAAAUCUAGUAAGAGGAUGCGUCUCACGCCUCUUGCUGAUGCAAGCAAUCCUAUCAUGGCUCAGGCUGCUUUCCUUUCUGCUUUGGCAGGGAUAGAGGUUGCACAAGCUGCAGCUCAAGCUGCUAUGAGAAGUUUGUCCGAUGUUUACAAGUCAAGUUGA
Messenger RNA from Lathyrus sativus (Indian pea), 651 nucleotides. NCBI's taxonomy places the organism in Eukaryota, Viridiplantae, Streptophyta, Magnoliopsida, Fabales, Fabaceae. The record is from the annotation of a GenBank genome assembly.